Rana temporaria (common frog) is the source of this 2797-nucleotide messenger RNA. It is a transcript of the gene RGL2, whose product is annotated as ral guanine nucleotide dissociation stimulator like 2. Lineage: Eukaryota; Metazoa; Chordata; Amphibia; Anura; Ranidae. The record is from RefSeq and is a predicted model, not a curated record. The transcript is spliced from 18 exons. Gene Ontology annotation, cellular component: plasma membrane. Gene Ontology annotation, molecular function: guanyl-nucleotide exchange factor activity. The coding region runs from base 244 to 2358 and encodes 704 amino acids. Gene Ontology annotation, biological process: positive regulation of GTPase activity; Ras protein signal transduction.
GGCUUUAUACAACUUCUUAGAUGGUAUUUACACCAGCUUCCCCGAGAGCGGAGAGGACCAUCUUCCAGUGCUUGGAAAACCAAAGAGACAACUUCUCAAAGGAAGAGACCCCCCUGGACUCUCGUGUCAUCUCGCCGAGUUGUCAACACAAUCUCGGCCAACGGGAAGUCAACGUUCCCAUUGACAAGGCGCAUCACCCAUGUUCUUUGUGUGACUCCAGAUAACCGUUCUGUGGUGACACACAUGAUCCUGCGCACACUGAAGACGGCACUGGAGGAGGAGAGACGGGGACACAAACCCAAAGCGGAGUCCAAGGAUGAGCCGGCGGAGGCCUUGCAGUAUGAGGGAGAUGAAGAGCAGGAAGGGGUUAUAUACAGCGUGUAUGUACGCAGUACAAGCGCACAACAGGCUCCUGUGAAAGUAUUAACACUGCGUGCUGGAACUCUUCCAAGACUUGUCCGCCAUCUUCUAGAAGCCCGAAUUCUGAGGGACACCUCCUACAUCCCAGUCUUCCUGGCCACUUACCGCACUUUCAGUAGCACCAGUGAGGUGUUGGCAUUACUGCUGGACAGAUUACAGAACAAUAAUCACUUGCAGAGCAGCAAGCAAUCACAAGGAGGGAAAGAUGAUGACAUCAGCAGUCUCUUCUGUGCCUGGAUGUCUCAGUACCCCGAAGACUUCCUGUCUCUUCAGCCAGAGAAGAAGGAUCAGCUGGCGCUCUGCCUUUGCAGACUACGGAAGGCAAAUUUGGUAGCAAAACUACAGGAGCUCCGCGCCGGUGACAAGGACGGUGCAGAUCAGUCCCCGACGACAGGGGACAAGGCGGAAGACUCGGACCCUCUGGAUGUCCUGACAUUUCAAGCUGGAUACGUGGCCGAGCAACUCACCUGUCUAGAAGCUGCUCUGUUUUUAAGAGUGGUCCCAUACGAGUGUCUGGGGUCAGUGUGGUCCAGAAGAGACAAGGGCGAGGACCAUUUCCACCGAUGCAUUUCCGUCCGAGAGACCGUCCGUCACUUUAAUCGACUGUCAGGCGCUGUGACUGCUUCUUGUGUCCAGGACCCCUACCUGAAGCCCCAGCAAAGGGCGCGGAUCAUCGAGAAGUGGGUCAAAGUGGCCGAGGAAUGUUGGAGUCUCAGGAAUUUUUCAUCGGUCUAUGCCAUAUUGUCUGCAUUACAAAGCACGGCUGUCCAUCGUCUGAAGAGAGUCUGGGCAGAGACAUCCAAGGAGAUCCAGCGCAGUUACCAGGAAAUGCAUGAGGUUUUCUCGGAGCAAGACAAUUAUGCCAAGAUGAGAGAGCUGCUCUUCCAGUCUCAGGACAGUUCUGAUGCAACCUUCAAAAGACACCCGCCGCGUUCCAAGGACCCCAGAGCCACGGGGGUAAUCCCAUAUCUCGGAGUCUUCCUCACCGACCUGGUCAUGCUGGAUUCUGCCAUCCGAGAUCAGCUGGAGAACGGAUAUCUUAACUUUGAGAAGAGAAGAAAGGAGUUUGAGUCACUUUCUCAGAUUCGGAUCCUGCAAAAUGUCUGUCUGGGCUAUCGGUUCACUUCUGAUCCGCAGUUUGUCAGCUGGUUCCAGAAGCUGCGCUCAAUGAGCGUGGAUGAGAGUUAUCGAUUGUCAUGUGACAUUGAGCCGACGCAGGACACAACGACGGUGACCCCAGUGAAACCCACAGUGGUCAUCACACACUGCACCGAUCUUCUGGCUUCCAUUGUUGCUCCAUUUGGACCCAGCAUGCACAUGGUGGCUUGGGAUGUGCCCUCUGAUCGACUGAUGGCACCCGGCCUAACAGCGCAACAGAGAAGCCCCUCAGUUCCAGCGCUGGACAUACACAGCUCCCCCAAGCCGCCUCCUAAGGGGUUUCUAACACCAGCUGUUCCCGGACGCACACACCGACGCUCCGCCUCCUGCGGCAGUCCGUUCACUACCGUUCAACACAGCGGCUCUGCGGAGUACAUUGCGGAGCCAGGCAAAAUCCCAGAUCCCGCUGAAGACCACCGCAUUAUUCGUGCACAAGUGGCGCCGGCAGAGGAAAGCAGUGUCUACAAGAGUUUGCGGAUCAACAGCCAGGAAAAAGCUCCAGCAGUGAUUGACCGCAUCUUGAGAAAACAUCACAUGAACACACUGGGUUCACAUGAGCUUGUCCAGCUAUUGCCAGGGAAUAAAGAGCUGGUCUUUCCAGGGACAGCAAACGUCUUCUAUGCAAUGAGUUCGGCCAGUAUGGACUUCCUGGUCCGUCCACAGCAAACCACCACGACGCUUCCCACCGAGGGCAAACUGCACCACCACCGGGUACAAAUUAAUGCCACCUAUCCCAAAAUCAAGGCCAAGGCCGGAGACCUGGCACGGUCCCUCUUCUAACUGGCGGUUCCAUGAGCAAAGCUUCAAAAGGACACUAUUUUUCUCUCUUGUUACAAUGGACGCAUGUUGAAGGAAAGCACUGUAUGCCAUGAAGCCUUCAGAAUCAGUCCAGCUCAGGAUAAGGUGCUCUUAUUGCUUUACCCAAAGUGGCCUUCCAUUGACUUUUCUUGGGGACGAUUUCUGGUGUUCAGACAUCAGUUUUAACAGCUGAUAGGAAAGUGCCGUCACAAGCCUUCCGUCAGCGGGAAAUGGUGCAAUUUUAUCAUUUAUGUGACAUCACCGCACCCCCCGCCUAGAAGUGAUGUCACACUGCAAGUUAUAACAUGCUGCUCAAACUUUCAUACACUAGCAUCAAAAACACUAUGUACUGUUUAUUUGUAUGUAUUUCUGUCACUUUUUAUCUAAAUGUAAAAUUAAACAAAAUUUUUUUUUUUCCAAA